Molecule: messenger RNA, 695 nt
Organism: Ziziphus jujuba (common jujube)
Lineage: Eukaryota; Viridiplantae; Streptophyta; Magnoliopsida; Rosales; Rhamnaceae
Exons: 2
Coding region: 207-380 (57 amino acids)
Source: RefSeq, a predicted model, not a curated record
AUUCGCCACAUGAAUAAAAAACCGAUCCCAGCCAAACAACCCAAAAAAUGAAAAACCACACCGCCAAAGUUCAGAAGACGACCUAAGUGGGCAGUUGUUUGAAACCCUGAAGAAACUCUAAAAAUCCAGAUCCUUCCACAGAAAACCCAAAAUCCACAUCUUCAAUUCCCAAAAGAGUCAGUGUUUAGAGGUCGUGGAGGAUUUUGAUGGGGAUAAUAAGGAGUUGUUUCUCCUUCAUUGCUGGAACGGCUUGUGGGGUUUACAUCGCGCAGAACUACAACGUUCCCAACAUCAAGAAACUUGCGGACACUGCCCUUUUCAUGGCCAAGCACGUCGAGGAGAAGUACCGCAAGCCCAAGAAGAGGGAUGACGACGAUUGAUUUGUCCGAUCGGAACGACGCCGUUUCAAACCCAGGUUCACUAGAAUGGUCAGGAGAAUUCAUCACCAGGGGCAAGUGCUGGUUCUAGCACACUCCUCGAUAAGGUCUCUAUGCUACUGUAUCUAAUAGAUUUCCUUCUAUCUUGAAACUUCCAUUUCGUUUUCUUUAGUGAUAUUUACCAUUGGCAAGGGGAUUAUAUGCACAUUGAAGUCUGCUUGUAUACAUUUUUCAAUCACUUUAAAUAGUGUGUCAGUGUCAUAUUAAAAGCCUGGGGGAACUUUGCAAUCUGAUUGCUAUAGUUUUGAUAUAGCAACA